This is a messenger RNA of Protopterus annectens (West African lungfish), 1308 nucleotides long. RefSeq names its product family with sequence similarity 174 member A (gene FAM174A). The coding region runs from base 132 to 707 and encodes 191 amino acids. Lineage: Eukaryota; Metazoa; Chordata; Ceratodontiformes; Protopteridae. The transcript has 3 exons. The record is from RefSeq and is a predicted model, not a curated record.
CGUCACCAAACAGGUAGCAACAGGAGGAGAAACGGUUUCAGGGAUCAUGAUGGGAAACAUGAGGGAGUUAUCACCGCAUUGAAAUAACACCUGCCUUUGCCACCUAAAGUGUGUUUUCUUAGGUAGCGAGGAUGCUAGUUUCUCGGAUACACACGCACAAUGACUGUGGUUCCCUGCUAUUUAAUGUUGCAUUGAUUGCACUAUUUCUGUUUGCUAACCUGUGUGCCGGCCUGGCUGAUGGUGGGACCCAGAAACAGCAAACUCAAGAGAAAUCGUCAACUAGUCAUCGUAAAGGCAACGAUGUCCCUGUUAAGAAAACUACUGGGGGUUAUGAUGGGGAUAGCUCUGCUGCUGUCAAUGGGGACAGUAAUAAAGGAAGCAAUGACACAGGAGGCGCAGUCGCCUCCCAGAAUGGCAGUGGAGGGAGCAGCAACACGAACCCCUCUUCUAAAGCCAAAGGCCUCGACAGGGGUGAAAAACCCAUGACCCAGAGGGCACUUUGUGUACUGGUUGUUGUCAGUGCAACAGUCAUUGUUUACUUUGUGAUUCGGACUGUCAGGUUGAGAAGAAAAAAUAAAAAAACAAGGAAGUAUGGAGUACUUGAUACAAACAUUGAAAAUAUGGAGCUAACUCCUUUGGAGCAAGAUGAUGAUGAAGAUGACACAUUAUUUGAUGCAAGCCACCCAAGGAGGUUAGCAUCUAGAUAAAAUGUGCCUUUCGUUGAGCAACAUUUUAACCAUUAGAAAGUGCCAAAUUGGUCUGCUGUAGUUCCAGAUAAGAGAGAGAUCUAUUGUGAAUACAUUGACUGCUAAUCCAGUUUAAAAUGCUGUGAUUUCAGAUAACACUAAAAAUAACACUAACUUCUUCCAGUUCGCUACUGUAACUGUGCAGCGGGAAAUUGGUAAAAUAAGUGAAAUAUUAAGGAAAAAAUGCACUGUUGUAUCUUUACUCUGGAGCCAAAAGAUUGUGGAAUGUAUGAUUUCUCAAGAUUGGAAUGUGGACUAAAGCAUGCCUUUCCUUCUUCAGGAGUUGAUGCUGUUUUGAUUUUUUUUUCUUUUAAGUUGAUGUCUGUUAGAUGUACCUGUCAUUAAAAUUGUUUCAAGGUGUUUGUCUUGUGAAUAUGUUGAGGUGCAGUGAUUCUCAAUGAAGUGUAUAUUUCUAGACUUGUUUUCCUUUUUCACAAAUGCACUUGAUAAAUUUUAUUGUGUUUAUUGAGAGGUUUGUUCAAAACUAAUGCAUUUAAUAUUGUAUAUAAAUAUCAGAUUAUUUUGUUCUAUACAGAUAGUACAAAUAAAAUGUUUACAUUAA